AUGGUAAAAGUAACGGAGUUUAAGGUUGGCAUGACAUGUGAUGGCUGUUCCAGCGCCUGCACGCGCAUUUUAACCAAGAUUGAAGGUGUCACGGACGUCAAAUGCGACGUAGACAAGCAGCAGAUUCUUGUCGAAGGGUUCUCAAAGUGGAUUGCUGUAGGCGCUGCUGGAGCUAGUGCGACAUUUGUGUGGACGUUUAGAAGUGAUUUGUUGGUGUCGUAUUUACAUCGUUUGCAGACGCGACUAAAUCUGCAGCAGAGAAGCGGCAUCAGAAGCAUGAUGUGGCUAAAAUUAGCGCUAUCUUACACAGUUGUGGGGUCCAUUAUCUCGGAGACAGGAAUGAAGCUACAUGGCUACGUGUUUAAGAAGAAGAACGAGGAAAAAAAAUUGCAGCCGACGUGGGCAGUGGACCAACUGACUGUCAAUUACUUGCUGAGAAUACUGCUCGGUGCGGCACUCAUUAUUGCAAGUAAACUGAUGCUUCUGUGCAUACCGACGCGUCAAGUUGGUCUCGCACUCCAAGGGCGAGUUAUCAGAGCUAGAAAAUACUGGGAACUGCAUCCAAUGCAUUCACUACUUAAGGCCACAGGGACGUUUAGUGUUACAGUUUUUUGCUAUUGCAUGUCAAAAGAUAUGCUGCUGUCAUUGCAGCUUGGAACAUUUUGUGGCAUCCUACUUCUCCUCCGUAGUAAGUUGUCGGCUUUGGCGAUCCGGCGACACUUUGUCAGUCCGCCAAGCCUUCAGAAGUUCACGAAAAUGCUUGCUGAACUUCACUGGGUGAAGCUUGUUACAGUGGUUGUGAUGGUGCUGUGCUUUUCCUUCCAAGUGUAUGCUGCGAUUGUGCAUGCUGCAAAUGCGCCAUCGAAUUCGUCGGUGUUUAUGCUAUCCUUUCUUGUCAUGGCUGCUGUCGCACAUUCUAUUCUUGCACUUUUUGGCAGAAAGCUAUCUUGGAUGGAGCUAGUUCGAUGUGGAAGACAGUUUGCAGCCAAGAUUUGCGUUAGUUUGAUCGCACUUAUCGCACCUCAGGUUUCUCACGGACUACCCGGAGUUGUGUUUUCUUGCUUGCUAUCGGCUUUUUGCAUUGCUUUUUCGAGGGAAUGCUGGGAUGAUAUUGAAGUGAAUGAAGAAGGCCACUUACAAGUGGUCACAGAUGCUGACCGCUCGCCAGAAGCGGCUAACAUUUGGUUAACCGUGACAAUGGAUGCGGACUCUCCUAGUAGCGAUCCACCGCCAUGGUAUGUUCAGGGUUUGAGCGUCGUAAAAGAUCGAUAUCCUCACUUUCACAAGCGGGUAAAAUGGGCAUUUAUGGGCGUCAUGGUGGUGUCGAUUUGUGAUGUGUGCUCGACAGGUAUUGCGAUGAUCAACUGCAGCAAGGCAGUGCUCUCACUUUCGCAGUAUUCUGCAAUCAACGUCGUCGUUUCGGCAUCAGUGGGAUACCUGACAAGCCCAUCUCCGUAUGAGCUACAUCCUGCUGUGUUGCUUCACACAGGUUUGAAACAGUUUAAAAACAAGUGGAUUAUUUUACCGCUUCAAAUGUUUGUCGAGACGCUGGUUUUCAUUGCAGUUUUUGUUGGCACCUUUGCUGCUUCAUCCACAGUAUUCAGCUCAUUCACUCUCGCUGCACUUUCGGGUGUUGUGGUGUCCGUUGGCGGCCACUCGGCAUGCUCGCGGCUCCACCUUACUGUUGGUAACUGCAUGCACAUGCAGCAAACAGCAACAUGUGCGCUGCUCUUUUAUUCGUUCUUCAUAAUCUAUGCGUCGAUGGUGUCACUAUUGUGUAUUUAUCACUACUUUAACAGUAUUGAGGCGGCAUUCUGUCUUGCAUCACUUGCAGGAAUUUUCUUUUUGGCGGCAAGCGAGCUGCUAUUAAUGUGGGAACCAACGCGCGAGGUGGGGUUGCUGCUUCAACGUCGGGUCACGCACGCAAAAGAGAACUGGCAGUUGGAGCCGCUGCGCUCUUUUGUAGAGGUUUUCACUUGGUUUGCAGUUAUAUGUGGGUCAUUCGCAAUGUAUGAUGAUCUUUUGUUGGCACUUCAGCUGGGUACGUUCUCAGGAAUUGCAGUCACGCUUUCAGGAGAGUUGUUCCGAAAGAAACGAUCAAAACUAAUUCCAUGGGGCCAAAGCCUGCUCGCUGACGGCGACGCGAUCACUGCACCUAUAUCGCUGCUUGAAGCACCUUGCUGCAACUUGAAUGAACCGGAUUGCGCUCGACCACUUCCAGCGAUGUUAUUGUUUGCAUAUAUUGGCUCGGGCACAUUUCAGUGGAUCUUUGAGAAUAUGCGUAGUCUUGAGGUCACAGUCCUGCUUGCCACCAUCGCCGGUAUUGCUUUCUUAUGCUUUGCUGAUAUGCUUGUGCUAUUCAAGCCGACUCGUUGGGCGGGAGUGAUCUUGCAAGACCGUUUCAUUAACGUAAAACACAAUUGGUAUGUGUACCCCGUGCGGUCGUUUGUCGAGUUUGGCUGCUUUAUGGGUGUUAUCUACGGUAGUUACGCGAUCUACCACGACUUGGUCGUUGCAGUCCAAGUGGGUACUUUAUCUGGCAUGUUGGUGACUCUCGGUGGGGAGCAAGUGCGUAGUUGUGCACGGGCUUUGCCGAUGAAUGAAUCCAAGAAGAUAGAAGUAGAAAAAACACAGAUUCUCCCGCUUCCUGUAAUGAGCCUGCUAGGCCUUGUUGGGGCCGUAGCAUUCAAUAUUAUUUAUACGCACCUUCACAGCAUUGAGGUAGCAUUCGUCCUUGCCACAACAAGUGGAAUCAUUUUUGCUCUGGUUGGCGAUAUGUUCGUGAUCUGGAAGCCUACACGCAAGGUUGGAAUGAUUCUUCAGGAACGUUUAUUGUAUUUGAAGCCGAACUUUUCCAGUCAUGCGUGGCGUUCAUUGAUAGAGGUGGUCUCACUGUGUGGUGGCUGGUAUAUUUCCUAUGUUUUUCUGUGGCCGGGUGAUCUUCUUAUCGCCAUUCAGUUUGGGACCACGAUUGGAAUAGUUAUGUGCGUUUGUGGAGAACUUGCGAUGGAGUUUGUCGCUGAAGCCGAACGUUGUUUGAUAGCAAAAGAUGCCUCAGCACGAUUAGUGCACAACUCACAAAAAGACAGCAUUUUUCUUAGUCUACCGUACGAAAUUCAGUUUGAGGUGGCAUAUUUCUUGACCGCGGAGGAUCUUUUGGUUGCUCGAGCUACGUGCCACAAGAUUAACAACAUGCUGAAAGCUGAAUCUGCUCGUUUUUGGUUGCACGCAAGCCUACGACGAACAUUUCGAGACCGCUCUGUUUGGCGAGGAUGCUCUCGAGCUCCUAGCAUUAGCCAUCGGAUGGGAAACCGUGCCCGAUCUCUGGUGUAUGAGGCCGUCACACUUAUGCUGCCAAAAAUCGUUGGAGCCAGGGAUCCAGCUCAAGUGCUAACGUCCAGCAACGAAGUGAGUCGUGCAUUGAAGUGGGUGUAUUUGAACGCCGAGUGGAUCCGGAAUCAGAAUCUUCCACCUUUAAUGGAAGAAGGCGAGACCAAAGACGUCACACUCAUCUCGUUAGCUGCUGGAGACAUUGCUUUUAAUGUAUUCCGUCACAUGCCUGAUAAGAGCUCUUUGGGGAUCAUUGUAUCACGCGACGAAAAUUUUGCCAUUGAACGCGUUGAAGUGCCUAAGGGAAUUUAUGAUACGAUUCAACGGGAUCCUUUAAGCUUCGUGGCUGCAGAGACCCUCUCUACGUUAGAGGUGUUUUCAAAUUGGCACCAUACGGUCGUAGCUUUCGCUACGAUGACACUCAUUUUCAUCGGACAAUUUUCUAGCGACCUGCUUUGCGCAUACGUGUUACAUAGUGGGGAGUAA
Molecule: messenger RNA, 3816 nt
Organism: Peronospora belbahrii
Lineage: Eukaryota; Oomycota; Peronosporomycetes; Peronosporales; Peronosporaceae
Source: the annotation of a GenBank genome assembly